CACCACCCGGACCCGACUGAUCCUGCCUCCCAGCUCGAGAUGGAAGCGCUGUAACUGUACCACGAGUACCUAAAGUUACCAACCUUAACGUGAGGCAAACCGUCACUUCCCUCUCCCGUCCUCCGCUGCCGGGCUGCUGGCAAAGGGAGGGAGGCGAGCUUGCUUAUUACUCGCGCACGACGGAUAAACCAUCUCUCGGUUGGCCGCGAUGUGCACUUCUCCUCCACUGCAUCGCUGCCUCGACAGUCAGCAUAGUAUACUACGUACUUGCGAUCCGAUAGACCUGCACCUCCGGAGCAGAGCGCCUUGCUGAGACACUGCCCGUCCCGAUCCGGCGUCGCGCCCACGUUGAGCCUUGGUGUGACCGCUGAGACAGCCGCCCACCCCUAGGACCCUCCCGUCUCUCCAUCGCCUCGACUACUACUACAAGCCCGGCACUCGUCGUCGUCGUCGUCGUCGUCGUGGUUGUACAGGCAGUCGUGUCCUUAGCUGCUGCAUCGCCGCCGCACCGCCGACCCGUCGGUGACGCCUCCAGCCACCCGCCAUGCCCGCGCGCGAAAACGGCGCGAGACAGUCGAGCGGCCGGCACCGCUCGACCUUGUCGCUGCAAAAGACGGAGAUUACAAUUCACGUCUACGAUCUGUUACCGCCCGGCAGAGUGUCCUCGGUCCUCUGGACCGUCGGCGCUUCGCUGCUGCAUUCCGGUGUCGUCAUCAACGGACGCGAAUACGCCUACGGUGGUCACGACAAGCGCGGUGUCACCGGCGUCUACUGGACCAAACCCAAGACAGAGCCACCCGGAGGCACCUUUCGCUGCGAGAUACUUCACGGAUUCACGCUGGCUAGCCAAGAGGAGAUUGACGCCACCCUUCGCCAUGCCUCGGACGAGUUCCUCGGAACCUCGUACAACCUCCUCACCCGGAACUGCAACCACUUCACGGCGUAUCUGUGCCAGAAGCUCACGGGAUCGCCAAGCCCAGGAUGGCUCAACCGCGCCGCCAGCAUCGGCGUUGCUUUACCUUGCGUCGUUCCGCGCGAGUGGAUAGAGCCCCCUGAGUAUGACACGGCCGACGGCGAGCUGCUCGACGACGACGAGCAGCACACGGACGAACAUUCACGCAUGCUGGGCCAAUCACGGCCGCACUUUCUCUCCGACGGCGCCGCCAGCGACGGAGCGACAGAGUGGGAUAGCGAGGAGGAAAGACGCCGCGGCGGUAGUGGCAAGGGGAAGCAGGUCGUUCGCGAUUCCGCCGGCCGGCAGCUUCCCGCGGCGGAGCGGGCUCCCACCUGGUAGGACGUCGGCGCUGCGCUUCGCAUCCAGACUUUGCAACGGCUCACGCAUGGCGUUUUGGGUGUCUGGGACUGUUCUUCUGAAAUGGAUUGAUACCACGGCUUGACCUGAUGCUCUCAUGUUGCGCGGCGGGCAGGAUGAAGCAACCCUAUUCUGUUGUGACACGCGCGCCCCGCGCGGAUUGCAAGGUCCCAUUCUUGAGGAAUUCGUGGUCUGUGUGUGUAUGCAUGGUCUAGCUCGUACAAAUAUUGUACACUUUGGCACCCCUGUG
This is a messenger RNA of Purpureocillium takamizusanense, 1562 nucleotides long. RefSeq lists its product as uncharacterized. Bases 545 to 1294 code for a protein of 249 amino acids. The record is from RefSeq and is a predicted model, not a curated record. The transcript has 3 exons. Gene Ontology annotation, biological process: protein deubiquitination. Lineage: Eukaryota; Fungi; Ascomycota; Sordariomycetes; Hypocreales; Ophiocordycipitaceae. Gene Ontology annotation, molecular function: deubiquitinase activity.